This is a messenger RNA of Saccharomyces eubayanus, 4710 nucleotides long. RefSeq names its product myosin 2 (gene MYO2). Bases 1 to 4710 code for a protein of 1569 amino acids. Gene Ontology annotation, molecular function: actin filament binding; microfilament motor activity; ATP binding. Lineage: Eukaryota; Fungi; Ascomycota; Saccharomycetes; Saccharomycetales; Saccharomycetaceae. Gene Ontology annotation, biological process: actin filament organization; vesicle transport along actin filament. The record is from RefSeq and is a predicted model, not a curated record. The transcript has a single exon. Gene Ontology annotation, cellular component: myosin complex; vesicle; cytoplasm.
AUGUCAUUUGAAGUUGGUACACGAUGCUGGUAUCCUCACAAAGAACUAGGCUGGAUUGGUGCGGAAGUGAUCAAGAACGAGGUCAAAGAUGGCAAGUAUCACUUGGAGUUGAGUUUGGAAGACGAUGAAGUCGUGUCUGUGGACACGGAUGACUUGAAUGAUGACAAAAACCAGUCCUUGCCGCUUCUCAGAAACCCGCCUAUUCUGGAAGCCACCGAAGAUCUAACAUCUCUAUCGUACUUGAAUGAACCGGCGGUCUUGCAUGCGAUCAAGCAGCGUUACUCUCAAUUGAACAUCUACACUUACUCGGGUAUCGUGCUGAUUGCCACGAACCCCUUUGACCGUGUAGACCAGCUUUACACACAAGACAUGAUUCAAGCAUAUGCGGGCAAACGUAGAGGCGAGUUAGAGCCUCAUUUGUUUGCUAUUGCCGAAGAGGCAUAUAGACUAAUGAAAAACGAUAAGCAAAACCAAACCAUUGUUGUGAGUGGGGAGUCCGGUGCCGGUAAAACUGUCUCCGCCAAAUAUAUCAUGCGUUACUUCGCUUCUGUGGAAGAGGAAAACUCCACUACCAUCCAACAUCAGGUGGAAAUGUCUGAAACAGAACAGAGGAUCUUGGCCACAAAUCCCAUUAUGGAGGCGUUCGGUAACGCCAAGACCACCAGAAAUGACAACUCCUCCAGAUUUGGUAAGUACUUGGAGAUCUUGUUUGACAAGGAGACAUCUAUUAUUGGGGCAAGGAUCCGCACAUACUUGCUGGAGCGUUCCAGAUUAGUUUAUCAGCCUCAAAUAGAAAGGAACUAUCAUAUCUUUUAUCAACUAAUGGCCGGAUUGCCGGCUCAGACCAAAGAGGAACUGCAUCUGACAGACGCCUCGGAUUAUUUUUACAUGAAUCAGGGUGGUGACACGAAGAUCAACGGUAUCGAUGAUGCCGAGGAAUACCAAACCACAGUGGACGCGUUGACUUUAGUCGGCAUCACCACAGAAACUCAACACCAAAUAUUCAAGAUAUUAGCCGCAUUACUGCAUAUUGGUAACAUCGAAAUCAAGAAAACUAGAAACGAUGCCUCAUUAUCUGCAGAUGAACCAAGCCUCAAACUCGCGUGCGAAUUGCUGGGUAUAGAUGCCUUCAAUUUUGCCAAAUGGAUCACCAAGAAGCAGAUUGUUACAAGAUCUGAAAAAAUUGUGUCAAACUUAAAUUUCAAUCAAGCUAUGGUCGCUAAAGAUUCUGUGGCCAAAUUCAUUUAUUCUGCCCUGUUCGAUUGGCUUGUAGAGAACAUCAACACCGUUUUAUGCAAUCCAGCCGUCGAUGAUCAAAUCAACUCAUUUAUCGGUGUCCUGGAUAUUUACGGCUUUGAACAUUUUGAGAAAAACUCAUUUGAACAGUUCUGCAUUAACUACGCCAAUGAAAAAUUACAACAAGAAUUUAAUCAACACGUUUUUAAGCUGGAACAGGAAGAAUAUGUUGCAGAGGAAAUCGAAUGGUCGUUUAUAGAGUUUAACGAUAAUCAACCUUGUAUCGACCUAAUUGAAAACAAAAUAGGUAUCCUAUCUCUGCUUGAUGAAGAAAGUAGAUUACCUGCUGGUUCUGAUGAAUCUUGGACCCAGAAAUUAUAUCAAACAUUGGACAAAUCUCCUACCGACAAAGUGUUUUCCAAACCAAGAUUCGGACAAACUAAAUUUAUCGUGAGCCAUUAUGCUCUUGACGUUGCUUACGACGUGGAAGGUUUCAUUGAAAAGAAUAGGGAUACUGUCUCCGACGGUCAUUUGGAGGUUUUGAAGGCGUCCACCAACGAAACACUGAUAAACAUCCUGGAAGGUUUAGAAAAUGUUGCCAAGAAACUAGAAGAGACCAAGAAGGCCGAACUAGAACAAAAUAACCCGGGGAACAAAAAACCGGGACCAGCAAGAACCGUUAAUAGAAAGCCUACUUUAGGUUCCAUGUUCAAGCAAUCUUUGAUUGAAUUAAUGAGCACCAUCAACUCGACAAAUGUCCAUUAUAUUCGUUGUAUAAAACCUAAUGCUGAUAAGGAAGCCUGGCAAUUUGAUAACUUAAUGGUAUUAUCUCAAUUAAGAGCAUGUGGUGUUUUAGAAACCAUCAGAAUUUCGUGUGCUGGUUUCCCCUCCAGAUGGACUUUUGAAGAAUUUGUAUUAAGAUACUAUAUUUUAAUUCCACAUGAAGAGUGGGACCUAAUUUUCCAAAAGAAGGAAACCACCGAAGACGACAUUAUCUCAGUGGUAAAAAUGAUCCUAGAAGCUACUGUGAAGGACAAGACUAAGUACCAAAUUGGUAAUACAAAGAUUUUUUUCAAAGCAGGUAUGCUUGCAUAUUUAGAAAAGCUAAGAAGCAACAAAAUGCAUAAUUCUAUUGUCACUAUUCAAAAGAAAAUUAGAGCCAAAUAUUACCGUAAUCAAUAUUUGAAAAUUUCCCAAGCCAUUAAAAUCUGGCAGAGCAAUACUAAAGGUUUCAUUAUUCGCCAGCGCGUUUAUCAUGAGAGAAAGGUUCAUUCCGCAACAUUGAUUCAAGCCACUUAUAGAGGUCACGCAAUCCGUAAUAAUGUGUUUAGUGUGCUGAGAACCAUCAUCAACUUACAAAUGAGAAUCAGAGAGGAAUUAAAGCGAAAGCAAUUUAAGAGAGAGCACGAAUAUAAAGCUGCAGUAACAAUUCAAAGUAAGGUUAGGACUUUUGAACCGAGAUCUACAUUUUUGAACACAAAGAGAGAUACUGUUGUCGUUCAAUCCUUAAUCAGAAGAAGGGCUGCUCAAAGUAGAUUGAAACAAUUGAAAUUAGAUGCUAAAUCAGUUCAUCAUCUGAAAGAAGUAAGUUAUAAAUUAGAAAACAAAGUGAUUGAGUUAACGCAAAAUCUAGCCUCUAAGAUUAAAGAAAAUAAAGAGAUGACAGAGAGAAUCAAAGGAUUACAAAUUCAAGUAGAAGAAAGUGUUAAAUUGCAAGAAACCUUAGAAAACAUGAAAAAGGAACACUUAGUAAAUAUCGAUAACCAAAAGAAUAAAGACAUGGAACUACAAAAGACAAUUGAAGAUAAUUUACAAUCCACUGAGCAAGAUUUAAAGAACGCUCAACUAGAAUUAGAAGAAAUGGUUAAGCAACACAAUGAACUGAAAGAAGAAUCCAAGAAACAAUUGGAUGAAUUAGAUGAAACAAAGAAAGCUUUAGUUGAACACCAGACAUUAAAUGGAGAUCUACAAAAUGAAGUUAAAUCAUUGAAGGAGGAAAUUUCCAGACUACAAACUGCAAUGUCACUUGGCACAGUUACGACUAGUGUAUUGCCUCAAACACCAUUGAAGGAUGUAAUGGGAGGUAAUAGUUCCAAUUAUAAUAGCUUGAUGGUUGACAAUUCAGAACUGUCGCCUGGAAAGUCCAGAUCCACUCCAAUGUCCGGUAACAACCACAUUGAUUCAUUGAGUAUUGAUCAAGACAAUGGCGCUAAUGCUACACAAAUUAACGAAGAGCUAUACAGAUUAUUGGAAGAUACCGAAAUCUUGAACCAAGAAAUCACCGAAGGCCUGUUGAAGGGAUUCGAAGUUCCGGAUGCAGGUGUGGCUAUCCAACUAAGUAAAAGGGACGUUGUUUAUCCAGCCAGAAUAUUGAUUAUCGUUUUGAGUGAAAUGUGGAGAUUUGGUUUGACCAAACAAAGUGAAAGCUUUCUUGCUCAAGUGCUGACCACGAUCCAAAAAGUUGUGACCCAAUUAAAGGGCAACGACUUGAUUCCAAGUGGUGUGUUUUGGUUAGCCAACGUGAGGGAACUAUAUUCAUUUGUCGUGUUUGCUUUGAAUUCUAUUCUAACUGAAGAAACAUUCAAGAACGGCAUGACCGAUGAGGAGUACAAAGAGUACGUUUCAUUGGUAACUGAAUUAAAGGAUGACUUUGAAGCACUAAGUUAUAAUAUAUAUAACAUCUGGCUGAAAAAAUUGCAGAAGCAACUACAGAAAAAGGCAAUUAAUGCUGUUGUUAUCUCCGAGUCUUUACCAGGGUUUAGUGCAGGAGAAACUAGUGGAUUUUUGAAUAAGAUUUUUGCUAACACUGAAGAAUACACAAUGGACGAUAUCCUGACGUUCUUCAAUAGUAUUUACUGGUGUAUGAAAUCGUUCCACAUCGAAACUGAAGUGUUCCACGCUGUAGUGACAACUUUGUUGAACUACGUGGACGCCAUAUGUUUCAACGAAUUAAUUAUGAAGCGUAAUUUCCUAUCAUGGAAAAGAGGUUUACAGUUGAACUACAAUGUGACCAGACUUGAAGAAUGGUGCAAGACACAUGGAUUAACGGGUGGUACCGAGUGCUUGCAACAUCUAAUCCAAACCGCUAAGCUACUGCAAGUCCGCAAAUAUACCAUUGAAGAUAUUGAUAUAUUAAGAGGAAUCUGCUACUCUUUGACGCCUGCGCAGUUACAGAAAUUGAUAUCACAAUACCAAGUGGCAGACUACGAGUCUCCAAUACCACAAGAAAUCCUGAAAUACGUGGCUGACAUUGUCAAGAAGGAAGCUGCAUUAUCAAACGAUCCGAAGGGUCAUGAACAUAGCAGCGGUAUAUUCAUUACACCAGAAACGGGGCCUUUUACUGAUCCGUUCAGUUUGAUAAAAACCAGAAAGUUCGAUCAAGUGGAAGCCUAUAUACCAGCAUGGUUAUCACUGCCCGCAACGAAGAGAAUAGUUGAUCUUGUUGCCCAACAAGUUGUUCAAGAUGGCCAUUGA